CCCUUCUUCAGUCAAACGCCUAUAAAUCAUCGUCUCCAACCUCCCAAAGGGUGCUUAAUGAGAAGAAGAAAAUAGGAGGAGAAAAAAAAAAAAAAAAACCCUAGUGAUGGGAAGAUCUCCUUGUUGUGAGAAAGCUCAUACUAACAAGGGUGCAUGGACAAAGGAAGAAGACGAUCGGCUCAUCGCCCACAUACGAGUGCAUGGGGAAGGGUGCUGGAGAUCCCUUCCCAAGGCUGCCGGCUUGUUAAGAUGCGGUAAGAGCUGUCGCCUCCGUUGGAUAAACUAUCUCCGGCCUGAUCUCAAGCGGGGCAAUUUCACCGAAGAGGAAGAUGAGCUCAUCAUCAAGUUACAUAGCCUUCUGGGAAAUAAGUGGUCACUGAUAGCAGGGAGGCUUCCAGGGAGGACGGAUAAUGAAAUUAAGAAUUAUUGGAAUACACAUAUUAGGAGGAAGUUGUUGAGCCGUGGAGUUGAUCCGUCCACCCACCGACCGAUCCAUGAGCCAAUCUCAGACAUCACAAUCUCUUUCGGAAAAGAAGAAGAGAAAGUGGUCACAUUUGAGAGGUCAGCAGUGGUGGAGGAUAAGAUGAUGAAUAGCCAAGAACAGUCGCACCGGUGCCCGGACCUCAACUUGGAGUUGUGCAUCAGCCCACCUUCUUACGAGCAGCCAACUGAGCCAUUGAAGAGAGAGAAGAGCCUUUGCUUUGCUUGUAGUUUGGGUUUGCAAAAGAGCAAGGAUUGUAGCUGUGGUGGGUUCCUAGGACUCAAGACAGGAGUGUUAGAUUAUAGAAGCCUGGAAAUGAAAUGAGGUUGGAUUGAAAUUGGAAUUGGAAAUUGAAAUUGAAAUGUGUACUAGAAAAGAGAGAGACGAAGGAAAAGAUUAUUACGUGCGUGUGAAUCAUUCUAUUGUCUCUUUCUUCUAUUUAUGUAAUUAUCUGGCAUAUAAUACAAGUAGAUUACAUACCCCUCUCUCUCUCUUAAAAUUCAAAUCUAUGUAGAUUCUGAUUGAAAAAUAUGAAGGAAUGUUUGCUCA
Magnolia sinica is the source of this 1030-nucleotide messenger RNA. Its product is annotated as MYB31 transcription factor31-like. The coding region runs from base 107 to 805 and encodes 232 amino acids. NCBI's taxonomy places the organism in Eukaryota, Viridiplantae, Streptophyta, Magnoliopsida, Magnoliales, Magnoliaceae. The transcript has 2 exons. The record is from RefSeq and is a predicted model, not a curated record.